AUGAAGGCACUAGUGUAUGACUCAAGUGGUGUUGACCAAUUUGAGGUUGGUUGGAAUGAAUUCAUCACAAAUAACGGCCUUGUUAACAACGACUGGCUAUGUUCGUUGUACGAGGAGAGACAUCUGUGGGUGCCUUGUUAUUUGAGAAAUAAAUUUUGGGCUGGAAUGUCAACGACACAACGAAGUGAAGGUAUGAAUGCAUUUUUUGAUGGGUUCAUAAAUUCCAGCAUUUCAUUGCAACAGUUCGUCGUCCAGUAUGACAACGCACUUAGGCAAAAAGCAGAGAAGGAAUUUGAGGCUGACUUCGCAUCUGUUAACACCAUAGUUCCAUGUGGGUCACAAUCCCUAAUUGAAAGGCAAUUUCAGUUGCACUAUACCCAUGCUAAAUUUGGUGAGAUCCAUAAUGAAUUUAGAGCGAAGAUAAAUUACUUUGUUAUGAAUGUUGUCAAAGAUGGAAGCAUUUGGAAUUACAACGUUAAAGAAGACUUCUUAUGGAAUGGCAAGAGGGCCAACAAAUUUCAUGACGUGUUGUUUGACUCCAUCACAACAACAAUCAAAUGCAGCUGUCUACUAUUUGAGUUUCGUGGUAUCUUAUGUCGACACUGUUUCUUGGUCCUUGGGCAGGAAGACAUUGAUUGUGUCCCUGAACAGUACGUGCUAAGAAGGUGGUCCAAAAAUGUUAGAAAACGACACACUUUGAUGAAAGCAGCGUACAGCCGAAGUUCGGAUGAUCCACAAAUGCAAAGAUUCUAG
Vigna unguiculata (cowpea) is the source of this 753-nucleotide messenger RNA. The record is from RefSeq and is a predicted model, not a curated record. NCBI's taxonomy places the organism in Eukaryota, Viridiplantae, Streptophyta, Magnoliopsida, Fabales, Fabaceae.